UCAAUAAUGCCAGAGUUGUCUUUGGUGCUAGUGUUGCGGUUGGAAAAGAUAACUUUGAAACUAUUAUAAGAGACCGUCUCACUUUUGUUGAUAAAUCAAUGCUCAUAAAAGAAUUUAUUGAGAGUUCAGAUUUUGUAUCACUUAUUCUUCGUCCUCGUCGAUUUGGCAAGUCAACAAAUUUAUCUAUGCUAAAUCGUUUUUUUAAGAUAUCAUAUUCCCAAAAAGUAAAUGUUAUCUGCAGUCAACUUUUUGAAAAACUGAAAAUUUCAACUGAGAAAGAAAUUAUACAAAAAUAUUUUGCGCAAUAUCCUAUCAUUCAUAUCUCUCUUAAG
Messenger RNA from Racocetra persica, 332 nucleotides. The record is from the annotation of a GenBank genome assembly. Lineage: Eukaryota; Fungi; Glomeromycota; Glomeromycetes; Diversisporales; Gigasporaceae.